GGUGUGUUGUAAGCAUUGCUCGGAGGCUGGAACAUUGAGUGGCUAUCUGCAUUUGUAAUCUGCGAUGGACGCAUAAGCGAGAGCAACAAUCUAGGCAAGUCCAGUCCCGUAGGAAUGUGAGGACUUGCAAUGCAGAAUCUACGUUGGGCAAACGCUUUAGGUUCCCAACCAAGCGGCAGAUUCACCUUCCGAAAUUUUGCUAAUCUUCAGCCAAGCAGGAGCACUGUCUGAGGAUGAGGAGGUUCCCCUUUUGAGUUCCUUUGAAGAUUGCUCGUAUAGGGGAGCAGCCACUAAUAGAGGAUUGCUGUCAACGACUGCGGAAGCCCCACUAGACGUUGCAUUGACCACUUUACCUUGUGUAAUCUGGGGAAGAGCUGACUGCCAGGAUGCCUCUACUUAAGCUGAGGCUGAAGGAGGAGCAGGCACUUGCCUUGCCGGAUAUAUACCGUCAGGCUCCGAAGGAUGAUCCCCGGGCGCUAUUGGAAGCAGCCAACUUUGCGGACCUCGUGGGAGUUGUGCGGCAGCUGGGGGAGCUGUCCGACUAUGCCGCCGUCAUGUUCUCCCAGCUCCAUGCUGAAACGUCUCGACUCGGGGCACGCGGUGAGGCCAUGGCGGCGCGCGCGAGUGCGCUAGAGGAGAGCAUGCCGGAGGCGGAGAUCCGCGUCUUCACUGCGCAGGACACACGGCAGCUACUUCCAAAUGACGGGCUCAAGUGGCACUCCAGCCCCCAUGAGGACCAAACCCUGUUCACAUCCUCAGAGCUUCCCCCUUACAUCAGCGAAGCAUAUAUGAAAGCGCAGCCCCCCCCACCGCUCCACAUGCUGGACCGCUUUGACCGGACGGCCUCGGACGGCGGUGCCCUGCGGCGCUAUUCGGACCCGUACUUCUUCAAGCGGGAGUGGGCGCUGGCCGAGCUGGCGCAGGCAGAGCGGGAGAAGAAGGCCAUGAAAGCGAGGCGAAAGGCAAAGCACCUAGGGCAGCAGCGCAGCUUACGAGACCUGAACGAGGGGGCUUACGUCCGGCAGGCAUCCCGGUCACGCCGCAACUCUCGCUCCAACUCACAAAAGGCAGCUGCGACCCCCCCACCGCAGCGCCCCGCCCCUGCGGAGCUGCCAGAGCAGCCGCAGCGCUACUCUGUUUAUGUGCCGGACGAGCCCAAAACCCCGGACUCCCAGCGGUACUCGGUCUAUGUCCCCGGUGACUCAAAAACCCGGUCCGAGGGGGAUCCCCCGACUCCGGCAUCGCAGGGGACCAUCUCCCCUUAUGUAGAAAGCAGCUUCGCGUCCCUCGGAGACGCUUCGAGAAGCGUGCCGCAGGUGCCUCAUUUUAAGAACGCUGAGAGGGAGCUGAAAGCGCCGGCAAAUGGGUUGAGAACGGGGGUCGCGCAGGACGAGAUCGUUGCCAUUGGGAAAGUCAACGAAGUUGCGAAAACGGCUGGGUACUUGGUUGAAGCCAAUGGCGAGAGCUCUGGCCGUGAAGCGGAACAAGAUGCUCAGGAGCCGCGUCGGGAAAGAACGGCUUCUCGGGAUGUAGCAGAAGAUUCGCCAGCCGCUAAGAAUGUUCCAGAGCCUGACAAAGUGCAUCGAGAAGGAGAGAGCGCUCUCUUCGACCAGCGGACCGGCCCGGACGAGGCCGUAACAUCCAACGGCAGAACCGCCUCGCAAACGCAGGCCAUCCCCCGAGCGCGACGAAGGAGCACCAAGGCGAGACGGGAGACGCCGCGAAAGAGCGACGGGGAGACGGAAAAUGCUUUCCCCCGGGCGGAAUCGUUCGACUCGGUGACGCAGGCUGCAAGGGUGCGUGAGCAGAUCCGAAGAGAAGCCGAAGGAGCGCUUGCGAAUGAAAGAAGCGAAACAAGGGGCGCGGCAGGAUUAGUGGACGAGCGAGGGGGAGUUGAGGCGAGCGUUGCGGAGGCGUCUGUCGGGAAGCUCUCGGACUUGGAGGCGGAAUGGGUUGCAAGCGCAUGCGACGGAGAGGGGCGGCCGCAAGAAGAGUCCGGUAAGGUUGCACAGGAGGAGCCUUCCGGGGUGGGCGAAAGAUCUCCAGCAGAUCAUGCGGACGUCAUCAGAGGUGUCAGCAAAGACGUCAGCGAGGAACAAGUUGCACCAGCGGCGAAGCACAAAGAGGAGAACGGGCGUCUCGCAGCCUGGGCGUCGGUCCCGGGGAGUCCUGUAGUGGGGGAGGACUCCGCACCGGGGAGCCCGAUGAACCCCGGGCUCGUGAAACUGCAACAAGAGUAUCAGCAGGCGCAAGCGCGGCUCGAGGCGCUGCUGCGGAUGCAGAAAGAACUAGAGGAGCAGGCGCACCCCCCCGAAACGGGAGCAGCCGUGGCGCUCGGCACGGUGUCGUCGGCUACGUCCCUGGCCGUCGAGCUCUCGCGCAGCUCCGGGGGGGCAGGCCCGGCGGACGACAGCCCCCCCGAAACGGUGGACAUCGAUAGCCCCCCCUGGUCGCAGGCGUCCUCUCCCCCGCUCCACGAACCUGGCCAGUUGCGGCGAUUCAUGGACUCCCCCGCGCGACCGAUCAGGCAUUCGCGCAGCGUUCUCGAUUCCCCAGGGCCGGCAUUUGCCCCGUCGGGGCGGGGAGCGUUGAGGAUGGGCUCGUCGAGCCGCCUGUCUCCCCCCCGCGAGCUGUCGCCGGGAGGGUUCUCCUCCCCCCCCUUCUCGUCGCCUGAGCGCUCGUCCCCCCUGCGACGGCCGUGGGUGAUGCAGACACCCCCCCGACCCGAGACCGAGGACGAGUACCGGCCGAGCGGGCUGUCUACACAAACGUCCCUUCCAAAAGACCGUUCUACAAAUGGGGGGGGAGCGGCCGAGCCUCGUGGGCUGGCAGGACCCGUCCCCCCGACAGCAAAAUCCGCCCCCAAACCUCCCCCACCUCCGCCCCCCGGAAGUCUGGGGGCGUUCAAGAAGCCCUCUCAGUCUGCGCCCCCACCUCCGCCCCCUCCUCUGGCCCCUGGUGCGCUUACCAUCACGGGGCCGUCUUCGUCUCGGGGGGGUGCUGCCAGGCCGGUCGAUUUGAUGCAAGCCAUUGCGCAGCACGACAAGGGCAAGCUGAAACGGGUGGACGAGCGGAGUGGGGGCGUUGCUGCGCCGACUGGGGACCGGAACGUGAUGCUGGAACAGAUCAAGAAGGGGGUCAACUUGCGGCGCACGGAAACCGUGAAGGCGGAGGAGAAGCCCAGCCGGCCCGUCACCGACAUCAAUGUCGCUUCGAUUCUGGAACGUGCAAACGCCAUCCGGCAGGCCAUGCAAGACAGCGACGACGAUGAGGAAGACGAGGACGAGGAGGACGAUUGGCUGGAUUGACCAGAGCCCCGUUCCGGGCAAAAUCAAUUCCGCAACCGGAUUCCAAUUGCAAACGGAACGUCCACACGCCUCUCCGAACUUGCUGAUUCCCCAAACAAGACCGUUUUGCGUGACGGAGUGGGUCUGACAGCAUCGUUCGAUCAUUUCCCAUUAGUUGAGGAAGUCGGCUCCUAAAUGGCGCCUGAUAAUCUGGGCGCUACUCUAAUCAUUUCCCGACUGACGCAAACUGACCGGACAAUGUCUUUUCUGGGGUGCUUGUAGAUGUCAAUUGUCUGAUUAGAGCUUAGAAGCAAGCGUAGGAGGAGCUCAGCGUUCAACCGAGUUCGACAACAUAAUUUGAAGUCAUCUUGCAUAUUUGUCUUUGUAAGUAACAUCGACUGGCUUGAUCACCGUCAGUACUGCGUUAUGAUUUCAUUGCAAGCUAUUGUGAUGCUGAG
This is a messenger RNA of Klebsormidium nitens, 3745 nucleotides long. Lineage: Eukaryota; Viridiplantae; Streptophyta; Klebsormidiophyceae; Klebsormidiales; Klebsormidiaceae. The record is from the annotation of a GenBank genome assembly.